AAUAGGACAUAUGCAAGAUCUUCUCGAACAAGAAGUUUACUUAACUAAGAGAAAAGAUUCAAAAGGAAGAGCAGCUAAAUAUUUGGUUAAAGAUACUGUAGUAGCUUUAAACCAAAGAAAAUAA
Messenger RNA from Dentiscutata heterogama, 124 nucleotides. Lineage: Eukaryota; Fungi; Glomeromycota; Glomeromycetes; Diversisporales; Gigasporaceae. The record is from the annotation of a GenBank genome assembly.